AUGAAGACUAGUAGGGUUAAAGCAGGCAGUAGGCAGUGGCAUGAAAAGCUAUGUUCCGAACUUAGUGCUUCCGGUUACAUACAAUCAAAGCAUGACUAUGCUUUGUUUACUCGAGCUUCAAAUUCAACCUUCACAGCAAUACUAGAGUACGUGGAUAACUUGGUACUUGUUGGAGAUUGCUUAAACGAGAUAAAUAGGAUCAAGAAAAUACUUGAUGAUGCUUUCAAGAUCAAAGAUAUAGGAAAACUAAAGUACCUCAUUGGGAUGAAAGUGGCACGCAGCAGCAAAGGUAUUGCAUUGUACCAGUGCAAUUAUGUCCUUGAAUUGGUCUCCGAAUAUGACAUGCUCAAUGCCAAACUUGUCACAAUGCCCAUGAAUUACUCCACCAAGUUGUCAAAAGAUUAUGCAGCACUAUUUCAAGAUGUGUCCUUCUAUCGAAGAUUGGUUGGAAGAUUGCUUUAUUUGACCAACACAAGGCCUGAUAUUAGCUUUGCUGUUAGAAAGCUGAGCCAGUGUCUUGAUUGUCCCACCAUUGCUCAUCAUCAAGCUAUGCUGUGCGUGUUGAAAUAUCUAAAGCUCGCCCUACUCGAGGUCUAUUCUUUCCAGCAUCAUCCGACUUGUGUAUCACUGCGUACUCCAACUUCGGACUGGGCUGGGUGGCCAGAUACAUGCAGAUUAGUUACAACAACAUGCUUCUUCUUAGGAAACUGA
This is a messenger RNA of Arachis ipaensis, 711 nucleotides long. Lineage: Eukaryota; Viridiplantae; Streptophyta; Magnoliopsida; Fabales; Fabaceae. The record is from RefSeq and is a predicted model, not a curated record.